Messenger RNA from Rhodofomes roseus, 1650 nucleotides. RefSeq lists its product as uncharacterized. The coding region runs from base 1 to 1650 and encodes 549 amino acids. Lineage: Eukaryota; Fungi; Basidiomycota; Agaricomycetes; Polyporales; Fomitopsidaceae. The record is from RefSeq and is a predicted model, not a curated record. The transcript has 3 exons.
AUGCACAACCUCUUCCUAGGCGAGCUUCGACAUCACUGCAUGGCCGUAUGGGGAAUCGACAUCAAAGACCAUAAAGAUAAGACUGUCAAAAAGACGGUGGAGCACACGCCUGAGGAACAGCAGAGGCACCUCGAUCGUCUCAUUGACGCGCUGCGCAAAGGUGUUCUAUCAGCUGUUGCCCAGCCUCGGAAAGGUUACCUGGUUGCGUUGGCUCAGUUCAACAGCAUCUCGCCGCAAAAGCUAACAAAGCAUGAGUACGCCAAAGCACUCUUAGCAUGGUGUCGAGACCACGGCGUCGAUCACCUUGCAGUGCCGCCCGUUCUCAAGAGCGACACGGCUGAUUUCCAUCUAGCCAACGGACCUCACGACAUAUCCAAAUUCCGCAUCCUGACUCCCGAAAUUGUCGAUCAACUGCGUUGCGACAUCAAGUCCACGUAUCUCCCUUCAUGGGUCGAGCGGCCCCCGUUGAACUUCGGCAGUGCCAGCCAUGGUAAGCUCAAGGCCGACCAUUGGAGGACGGUGUGCACAAUCAAUAUGGUCGUCACCCUGACGCGCAUCUGGGGCCGUGCCACAGCGUCGACAGCCGAGCACCACUUACUCGAUAAUUUCAUCCAUCUUGUCGUUGCCGUCGACUUGGCGUCCCGUCGCUCUAUGAGCGCUGAACGAGCGCGUCUCUACGACCAUCAUAUGCUAGAGUACCUGCGUACGCUGAGAGAGCUAUUUGAACACAACCUUGUCCCGAAUCAUCACCUAUCCCUGCACCUCUCGACAUGUCUCAUGCUAUUCGGCCCUGUGCAUGGCUGGUGGGCCUAUCCGUUCGAACGCUUCAAUGGGAUCAUACAGCGAUUGAAAACGAACAAUCAGACAGACAAGAUACCCCUCACUUAUAUGCGCAUAUUCCAUGCCGCAGCCGAAUUACGCUGGAGGAUAGCUUCGGCAGAUUGGCCAAAAGACGACAGCAUUCACGAGGUCCUAAACGCGUUCAAGAAUGUCUAUCAAGACGCCGCCCGCGGUACGCGGGUCAUCGACGUGCUCGGUGCGCUCCCUGGCUACGGCGAGGAUGUAUCCUACAAGGACAUCUAUGCUGGCCUCAGCGAUGCUAAAUUGGACAGGGUUAUCUACAACACCCUUGUAGAUGUCAUGAACUGCGCAGGCCGGAACACUGACUUUGCAUCGUUCUAUAGUCCCAUCGGUGACCGGCGAAUGCGUCUCUCGCCUCUUGUACGCUUCGUAUCCAAGCUCGACCUAUCUGGUGUAACGUACGGAACCCGUGACAGCAACAUCCGAAACUCGUUCAUCUGUUUUCUAAGCAAAACGUCGGCAGAUCGCACUCUUGUACGUGCGGGGCAAAUAUCCUCUAUCUUUCUCCACUCUCGCAAUGACCCCGAGUCCAAUGCUCGAGUCGUGGAGCCGUUCUUCAUCGUCGACCAGUACGUACCGCUGUCGCAAGACCAUGCCGCCAACGAUCCAUACCGGCAGUUUCCUUUGCUCGACACUCAGCUCUAUUACGACCGCUUUUCGGAGCAAACUGCGCUGAUACACUCCGCCGACAUCGUAGCGCAUUUUGCCAGCUUUGCUUAUGUUCCAGAGGAGAUCGGUGAGAGCUGUAUCGUUGUUCGCUCGCUUGACCGUGUAUGUGGUUCACGUUGA